Mangifera indica (mango) is the source of this 3042-nucleotide messenger RNA. RefSeq names its product protein PLASTID MOVEMENT IMPAIRED 1. The transcript has a single exon. The coding region runs from base 365 to 2884 and encodes 839 amino acids. The record is from RefSeq and is a predicted model, not a curated record. Lineage: Eukaryota; Viridiplantae; Streptophyta; Magnoliopsida; Sapindales; Anacardiaceae.
AAAAUUCAUGGCAGCUUCGCUCGAAAUAAGUUUUAGCAAGAUUACUUUCCACACAAACAAACAAUAAAUUCUCUGGGACCAGAUUGCUCUUGUUUUCAAUUCCAUCCUUUUUUACCAGGAGGAGGAGAGAGGACACUCUAACGUUCUUCAAUUCUCCUUCACACAAUUCUUUUUCCAGGAAAGUUUCUUGGUUGGUUCUGGAAGCACCAACAGAAAUAGUAUUUUUGGCUCUUUUCCCACCUCAAAAAAAGUUUCAACUACCCACCUCAAAAAAAGUUUCAACUACCCACAAAUCCUUAUCUUUACUACAUCUACCUGCAACUGAUAAUCCCAACACCAUUUUCAUCUUACAAUUGCAGUUCUAAUGGCAGCUGACUCGAACAGGAGGAAUUCCAAUACUCAGCUAUUGGAAGAACUUGAAGCACUUAGUCAAUCACUCUACCAAACUCAUCCUACUACCACUAGAAGAACCGCCUCUCUUGCUCUUCCUCGAACUUUUGUUCCGUCAAUCUCUUCUACGGAUGAGAAAACAACGGCUAAACUUGAUGACAGAACCAGCAAUAGACCCCGUUCCAGGCGUAUGUCUUUAUCCCCUUGGCGUUCAAGGCCUAAGCUUGAUGAGGAAAAUCAACGACAGAGAGAUAGAGGCGAAGUGUUAAAACAGCCAGAUAUAUCAGAUGAAAAAGGAGCCUUAGUAGAAAAGAAAGGAAUCUGGAAUUGGAAGCCUCUUCGGGCUCUUUCCCAUAUUGGAAUGCAGAAAUUGAGUUGUUUGCUCUCUGUUGAAGUUGUUACAGUUCAAGGCCUUCCAGCUUCCAUGAACGGGCUCCGGCUUUCUGUUUGUGUGCGAAAGAAAGAAACAAAGGAUGGAGCAGUUCAUACAAUGCCCUCCAGGGUUUCACAGGGAGCUGCUGAUUUUGAAGAAACCCUGUUUGUUAAGUGCCAUGUUUAUUGCACUCCUGGCAAUGGAAAGCAACUAAAAUUUGAACCUCGUCCCUUUUGGAUUUAUGUGUUUGCAGUUGAUGCUGCAGAGCUUGAUUUUGGAAGGAGCUCCGUGGAUUUGAGCCAACUUAUUCAUGAAUCCAUAGCCAAGAGUCUUGAGGGCUCUCGAGUCCGGCAGUGGGACUUGAGUUUCAAUCUGUCAGGAAAGGCAAAAGGCGGAGAGCUUGUUCUGAAAUUGGGGUUUCAAAUUAUGGAAAAAGAUGGAGGACUGGAUAUUUAUAGUCAGGCUGAAGGACUAAAGUCUGGCAAGUCUCUAAAAUUUUCUCCAUCGUUUGGCCGCAAGCAAUCAAAAACUUCGUUCAGUGUCCCUAGCCCUAGGAUGUCAAGCCGAGGUGAAGCUUGGACUCCUUCCAGGAAAGCGGCUUCAGAAGAUCUUCAAGGAAUUGAUGACUUGAAUCUGGAUGAGCCUGCACCAGCUCCCUCAACAAAAGUUGAAGAUCUUGACCUCCCAGACUUUGAGGUUGUGGAUAAAGGAGUUGAGAUUCAAGACAAAGAAGAGGUUGAUGAAGGAGAAUCCGAGGAAAUUAAUGAAGGAAAGUCAGCAUCAAGUGAGGUAGUCAAGGAGGUUCUGUAUGAUCAGGCACAUCUUACAAGACUUUCAGAGCUUGAUUCAAUUGCUCAGCAAAUAAAAGCUCUUGAAUCCAUGAUGGAAGAAGAAAAAAUCAUCAAAACGGAAGAUGAAACAGAAUCACAGAGAUUAGAUGCAGAUGAGGAAACUGUCACAAAGGAAUUUCUUCAAAUGCUGGAGGAUGAAGAGACUAACAAAUUUAAAUUCAAUCAAUCAGAAAGUCCUCCUCUGCAGCUUGAUGAAAAUGAAGAUUCUACAGAUGCUGAAACAAAAGGAUACCUGUCUGAUCUUGGAAAGGGUUUAUGUUCUGUGGUUCAAACAAGGAAUGGAGGCUACUUAGCUGCCAUGAAUCCUCUGGACACUAUAGUGGGAAGGAAGGACACUCCAAAACUAGCAAUGCAGAUGUCAAAGCCUUUUGUUCUUCAGUCAAAUAAAUCGAUGACUGGGUUUGAAUUGUUUCAGAGAAUGGCAGCAGUUGGCUUUCAGGGACUCGGUUCAGAGAUCUUGUCUUUCAUGCCUAUGGAUGAACUGAUUGGUAAAACUGCAGAGCAGAUAGCAUUCGAAGGCAUUGCUUCUGCCAUCAUCCAAGGAAGGAACAAAGAAGGUGCUACCUCAAGUGCUGCACGCACCAUUGCUGCAGUAAAAACAAUGAUCACUGCCAUGAGUACAGGCAGGAAAGACAGGAUUUCCACAGGACUUUGGAAUGUCACAAAAAAUCCAUUGACUGCAGAGGAGAUUUUGGCCUUUUCAUUGCAGAAGAUUGAGGCAAUGGCAGUUGAAGCCUUGAAAAUUCAGGCAGAAAUGGCUGAGGAAGAUGCUCCCUUUGAAGUUUCUCCAUUAAGUAGUGACAAAGAUCAGAAUCACCCUCUCACUUCGGCCGUUCCACUUGAAGAUUGGAUUAAUGGUGAGUUAGGGGACCAAGAGGCAAUUACAGUAGCAGUGGUCAUCCAGCUGCGUGACCCCAUCCGGAGAUAUGAGGCAGUUGGGGGUCCUGUAAUAGCUCUUAUUCAUGCUGCUGCACAUGCUGACACAACUGUGGACAAGUAUGAUGAAGAAAAGAGAUUCAAAGUGACCAGUUUGCACGUUGGAGGUUUCAAGGCUCGAACGGGAGGAAUCAAGACUGUGUGGGAUGGUGAAAAACAAAGGCUCACUGCCAUGCAAUGGCUGAUAGCUUAUGGUCUAGGAAAGGCAGGGAAAAAGGGAAAAAAUGUCCUUAAUAAGGGUCAAGAUUUGUUGUUGUGGAGCAUUUCCUCAAGGGUCAUGGCUGAUAUGUGGCUUAAACCAAUGAGAAAUCCAGAUGUAAAGCUUUCAAAGUAAAAGAAUACCUUCGUAGUUCUUCAGACUCUCCUUCCUGGGCCGUAAGCACAGGAGUAUAAAUCGAAAGUGCAAGGUUUUAUACCUCAAAUUUAAUAGACAUGUACGAGAAUAUAAUAAAACUAUGUGUAUUUAAUUAAAUAUUUUCAAAAUUACAUAUA